UACGCUGAAGACUCAUCCUCCGUAAAACACGAUCCGAGGACGGAGCCGAGCGAGAAGGUGAAGCACGAGGAGGAGGAGGAGAGCAGCGACGGUGAGGGUAGAAAGGCCGUUGCAUCGGGCGGCGAGGAGGCGCAGCCGGAAGGGAAGAAGAAGAAGCGUUCCGGGUUCAGGGACCGUAAGGUGAUGGAAUAUGAGAACAGGAUCAGAGCCUACUCCACGCCGGACAAAAUCUUCAGAUACUUCGCCACUUUGAAAGUUAUAAACGAGCACGGUGAAUCGGAGGUUUUCAUGACACCACAGGAUUUUGUGAGAUCGAUAACCCCUAAUGAAAAGCAACCGGAAAACCUGGGCCUGGAUCAGUUUAUAGUGAAACGCUAUGAUGGGAAGACAGAGAAAUUAUCCCAGGAGCGAGAGAAGUUUGCCGAUGAGGACAGCAUAUUUUACGCGCUUGGAGAAUGCGGACUCAUUUCUUUUUCCGACUACAUCUUCCUCACAACAGUCCUUUCCACUCCCCAGAGGAAUUUCGAAAUUGCCUUUAAGAUGUUUGAUCUGAAUGGUGAUGGUGAAGUGGACAUGGAGGAGUUUGAGCAGGUCCAGAGCAUCAUUCGCUCCCAAACCAGCAUGGGCAUGCGCCACAGAGACAGGUCUACGACAGGGAACACCCUGAAAACUGGCUUCAACUCUGCGCUGACAACAUACUUCUUUGGGGCAGAUCUGAAGGGGAAGCUGACCAUCUCCCACUUCCUCGACUUCCAACGCAAACUGCAGCAUGAUAUUCUGAAGCUCGAGUUUGAGCGGCACGACCCGGUGGAGGGGCGGAUCACGGAGCGGCAGUUCGGCAGCAUGCUGCUGGCCUACAGCGGGGUGCAGUCCAAGAAGCUCACCGUCAUGCUGAAGCAGCUCAAGAAGCACUUCCAAGACGGAGAGGGGCUGACGUUUGAGGAGGUGGAGAGCUUCUUCACUUUUCUGAAGAACAUAAACGAUGUGGACACAGCUUUGAGCUUCUACCACAUGGCUGGAGCUUCGCUUGAUAAAG
Tauraco erythrolophus (red-crested turaco) is the source of this 1036-nucleotide messenger RNA. The record is from RefSeq and is a predicted model, not a curated record. NCBI's taxonomy places the organism in Eukaryota, Metazoa, Chordata, Aves, Musophagiformes, Musophagidae.